Apaloderma vittatum (bar-tailed trogon) is the source of this 2583-nucleotide messenger RNA. It is a transcript of the gene TAB3, whose product is annotated as TGF-beta activated kinase 1/MAP3K7 binding protein 3. Lineage: Eukaryota; Metazoa; Chordata; Aves; Trogoniformes; Trogonidae. Gene Ontology annotation, molecular function: ubiquitin binding. Gene Ontology annotation, cellular component: extracellular exosome. Bases 1 to 2043 code for a protein of 680 amino acids. The record is from RefSeq and is a predicted model, not a curated record. The transcript has 6 exons.
AUGGCGCAGGGCGGUCAACAACUCGAUGUGCAGGUACUCCAUGAUCUCCGACAACGUUUCCCUGAGAUACCUGAAGGGGUGGUAUCUCAGUGCAUGCUUCAGAACAACAACAACCUAGAUGCCUGUUGUCGAGCCCUCGCACAGGAGAGCAACAAAUACUUAUAUAUGGAGUACCAUAGCCCUGAUGACACCAGAAUGAAUAGAAACAGCCUUUUGCACAUUAAUCUGGGUAUUCAUCCUCAUACUAGCUAUCAUGCAGGGGAUGGAGCUCAACUUAAUGGUGGUCGUACACUGGUACACAGUUCAAGCGAUGGACAUAUUGAUCCACAACGCACAGCAGGUAAACAACUGAUAUGCUUAGUUCAAGAACCACAUUCUGCUCCCGCUGUUGUGGCAGCUUCUCCUAGUUACAAUCCAUUUUUCAUGAAUGACCAGAAUAGAAAUGCAGCUACUCCUCCUCCACAGCCACCUCCACAACCAUCUUCCAUACAAACAGGAAUGAACACGUCUGCUAUGCAAGGCCCUCCUCCCACGUAUAUGCACAUACCUCGGUACAGUACAAAUCCCAUUACUGUUACAGUAUCACAAAACCUCCCCUCUGGACAGAGUGUACCCAGAGCUCUACAAAUUCUUCCACAGAUUCCAAGCAAUCUUUAUGGGACUCCUGGCUCUAUUUAUAUAAGGCAAACAUCUCAAAGUUCUUCAGGACGACAGACUCCUCAGAAUACGCAGUGGCAUUCGUCGCCACAGGGCCCAGUUCCGCAUUAUACUCCCCGUCCUCUACCUGUGUAUCCACACCAACAGAACUACCAACCUUCUCAGUAUUCUCCUAAACAACCCCAGAUCCCUCAGUCAGCUUUUCGAUCGCCGCCAGCAUCCCAGUGUCCCUCUCCCUUUGGCUCUCCUCAGCACCAAGUUCAGCCUCCUCAGAUGGGACAUCAGAGUUCACAUGUUUUCAUGCCUCCUAGCCCCUCAACUGUCCCACCCCAUCCAUAUCAGCAAGCAUCCCAGACUUUUCAAAAACAAGGCAGUCACUCUGUGUCGUAUCUUCCGCCUUUCGCUGGACCUAGUUUGUCCAAAGGUUCCAUGAAUAAAAUAGAAAUUACAGUUGAGCCACCACAAAGACCUGGGACUGCAAUGAACCGAAGUCCUUCACCGAUAAGUAAUCAACCAUCUCAACGAAACCAGCACUCACUGUAUACAGCCACUACUCCUCCUUCGAGCUCUCCGUCCAGAGGUAUGUCGGGUCAACCCAAACCUCCAUUUAGCGUUAAUCCGGUAUAUAUUACCUACACUCAACCAACUGGACCUGCAGGUGCACCAACGCAGUCUCCUCGGGUAAUGGUAUCUCAGCCAAACCCAACCAUUUUUAAAAUCACAGUAGGUCGAGCACCGACUGAGAAUCUUUUAAAUUUAGUGGACCAAGAAGAGCGUUCUGCAGCACCAGAACCUAUUCAGCCUAUUUCUGUAAUCCCAGGAUCCGGAGGAGAAAAAGGAAGCCAUAAGUAUCAGAGAAGUUCUAGUUCUGGAUCAGAUGACUAUGCUUACACUCAAGCCUUGCUGUUACAUCAACGAGCGAGGAUGGAGAGAUUAGCAAAGGAACUGAAGCUUGAGAAAGAAGAGCUCGAACGCCUGAAAGCUGAAGUCAAUGGUAUGGAGCAUGAUCUAAUGCAGAGGCGGCUUCGGAGAGUUAGCUGUACAACUGCAAUUCCAACACCUGAGGAAAUGACCAGAUUAAGAAGCCUCAACAGACAGCUCCAGAUAAAUGUUGACUGUACACUGAAAGAAGUUGAUCUCCUUCAAUCUAGAGGGAACUUUGACCCGAAAGCCGCAUGUAAUUUCUAUGAUAACAUAGAACCUGGUCCUGUUGUGCCACCAAAGCCAUAUAAAAAAGAGCAUCAAAACAGCUCCAAACAGACUCCACGGACUCAACCAAGAGAUGAAGACUUCGAAGGGGCUCCAUGGAAUUGCGACAGCUGCACCUUUCUAAAUCACCCAGCACUAAAUCGCUGUGAGCAGUGUGAAAUGCCACGAUACACCUGAAAAUUAGGAAGGGGCUGCGUUGGGUUGAAAACGGGCACUCGAGCCGACAGCUGUAGGAGAAGGAAACAUGGGGAACCUUUCAGUCCAUCUGCUCGGCCUUUGCCAGUCAACAGUCUUCAUAUUGCAAGGGGUGGGAGUAAUGUGUUAAGAUAUUUCUGCUUGUGCUACACUAAAGAUAAAUAGAUUAAGGGUGAAAUUCUUUCCUAUCCCAUUGCGGUGAGCAAAGCAGAAAAUGAAACCUGGAAAUGUAAAAGGAUUAAUUUUGGGAAGAAUGUAUACAGGAAUGCAAAUAACUACUGGUGUUUAGUCCUGUGGUUAUAGUUACUGCUUAGUGGCUCUAAAAAAAAAUAUUUUUUUUUUAAAAAAAAUAGGACUCUUAGUACUGGUGUGAAAUGUUACACUUAACCAGAAAAACUGAAGAGCCAGAGCUGACUUAAGCUGGCCACAGCUAGCUGGAAAACAAAGGCUCCCUGUGCUUCUAGAUUGUAAGCUACUGAAAAAGAAGACAGGUAAAUGUAAUGAUAAAUUUUGCAAUGUAUA